AUGUCGUGUCGGUUGCAAGAGGUUCGUGCCUUUCUUUUAUUGUAUAUGGCUAUUGGUAUAUCUGUAUCUAAGACUGCAAUUUUAGGUCACAUGAGAGGAACUUUGUUUCCUCAAAGACAGGCUAAAUACGUCAUGAAGCGCGUUGGGGUUCGUAAAGAUCACAGCAAAAAAAAUGAACCAGAUCCGGAAGAAAUGAAAUACUUAAAAUUUAAGAAUAUCAAAUUGCUCCCAGGAAUUAAAGAGGUGGAUUGUUCUCCGUUGCGAUCUCAUCAGCUGCAAGUUAAUCUUGCAGUGCUUAAUCAUUUGCCGGACCUAGUAUUCAAGAAGAUAUCAACUGCAACAGAAGAAAAUACGCGCGCGAUUUCCGGCUCCGUAACCAUACAAGAUGUGAUAGAUAAACUCGCACAAUACGGUGUCAAAUUAGAAAGAGGAAAUAUAAUUUGGCCAAUGGGCACAGAUGACAUUACUCAAUCCGGAGAAUAUCGCUGCGUUUUUGCAUUUCCCGAGUUUCGGAUGAGAAUUGCAAAGAAAAUAGUUGUCCGAGGAUUAAAGAGUAAGAAACCGGAAAAGAAAACUCGGGUAAAGCUAUCAAAGGAAGUUUAA
Molecule: messenger RNA, 603 nt
Organism: Paraglomus brasilianum
Lineage: Eukaryota; Fungi; Glomeromycota; Glomeromycetes; Paraglomerales; Paraglomeraceae
Source: the annotation of a GenBank genome assembly